AUGGCGUCCCCACCAACAACAGUCACCCUCCGCUCCCCCUCAAAAUACACAACCGCCUCCUCCCCAUCACCAUCAACCUUCUCAGCCCCGCCCCUCGAAUGGCUCCUCCGCACCUGGUCCGUAACCCACUCCACCCUCGCAAUGUGGCGCGACGCCCGCAACGUCCGCAUCUCCUACGCCUCCAUGGCCCCGAAACCAGACGGCACAGCCCGCAUAGACGACCUCGUCGAGUACGAGUCCAACAAGACGCCUCACCCCUCCACGGCCGUCAAAUCCGUAAAGGGCGUCGAUACCGCCUGCGCCGUCGGGGAUACUUCCGUCUGGGACUGGAGGGGGAAAGGGUGGCUGUUCUUUGUCGGCAGUCAUUGGGAGGUUCUCGGGUGGGGAGAGAGGCGGAUCGAAGGUAGCGGGGAGGUGGAGAGGUGGGCUGUUACGUGGUUUGCGCCGACGGUGUUUACCAAGGAGGGUGUUGAUAUCUACUGCGAUCGCAAGGAAGGGUUGAGUGCCACUGGGUAUGAGGAGGUUAUGGGCGCACUGAAGGGCUUGGAGGCCAAGGAGUUGGUUGGCAUGGUGGAGAAGGAUAUGUUGCCUGUUGAGAUUGCGUUGCCCUGGAAGGAGGCGUGA
This is a messenger RNA of Colletotrichum abscissum, 624 nucleotides long. RefSeq lists its product as uncharacterized. The transcript has a single exon. The record is from RefSeq and is a predicted model, not a curated record. The coding region runs from base 1 to 624 and encodes 207 amino acids. Lineage: Eukaryota; Fungi; Ascomycota; Sordariomycetes; Glomerellales; Glomerellaceae.